AUGAUUGGGGAAGAGCCUAGACCGAGUGACCCCGCGCUGCAGGAAGAUUGGGACGAGCGCGCAUCGGCUGGCUACUACUUGAUGUCGCAGAGUUUGGAGCUGAACCAGCGUCACCACGUCAUGCACCUGCUGCCGGAGGUUGAUUGCGGUCCAAAGGCGUGGACCGUGCUGAAGGAGCUGCACGCUCCUACCUCCGUCGCCGCGACGCUCAUGAUGGAGAGGGAGCUGUCCGCGUUGCGAUUGAGCGAGGGAGAGCCGGUGCAACCAGUUAUGGACAAGAUGCGCGACCUCUACGCGAAAUUGGCGACCGCGGGAAUCACCUACCCGGACCUGCCGCAGAACCAGAGCUCGUGGACGCUCGAGUGGGUGCGGACGAAGAUUCUGGAGGAGGACUUCCAUCGCCGCCAACUGAGGGGUGGAGACGACGGCAGCAGCGGCUACGGGAUGCAAGGGAACCGACGUGGCAGAGGACGUGGCUUCGGUGGUGCUGGGCGCGGUGCAAAGAAGGACGACGACUCCAACGACCAACAAGGAGGUACCGGUUGGGGUCGCGGUGCGAAAUCUGGACGUGGGGGCAAGUCGGGUGCUGGUGGCAAAAUGAAAGGGAGUUGCUGGUAUUGUGAGAAGGAAGGGCACCCCUGGUUUUUGUGCUAUAAGAAACCCGAUGGAUGGACCCCCCAGAAUCGUGAACAGGAUGGCGGCGCACGGAGGAACCAGAAAAACGGCACGAACAUGGUCGCUGAUUCGUCCGACAACAACCCGAAGAGCAACGCUGGUGCGGAGAAGAAGAAGGAGCGCACCGCGGGCCAGUUCUUCCAUAUUGGAGAGCAGGGGGAGCAAGGAGACGCCUCUGCCAAGGUUGGAGCAGAGCUGCACCCCCUGGACUAUUGGGUGUUGGACACGGGCGCUGCUUGGACGAUGACGCCGCGCAAAGACCUGCUGGACGACGUACGCGCUGCACCGAUUAACGAGGUGUGCUCCGCCUCUGGACACGCGCUGAAGGUGGCUGGUGCGGGACGAGCUGCGUUUAAGGGAGCGGAUGGCAAGCCGGUGGUGCUGCACGACGUUCUCCUCGUCCCCGACCUCAAGGCCAACCUCAUCUCCCUCCGUAAGCUUGCCAAGGCUGGGGUGAGCACUAGCACGGAUGGGGCUCGCACGUACAAGGGGCAGCUGGGCAAUCGGGUGCUUUGGGAUCUGCACGAGAGCAAGGACGUGUACAGAUCCAUGUGGCAGCUGCCGGUGUUGGCGUGGCACGGUGGGGGGCAGGCUAGAGAGGGGUCUGCAUCCCAGGGGGAGUGCAACGCCGUUGGAGGGGUUGGCGUGAAAGUGUCGGCCAGAUCUGGGGAGACGGAUUGUUCAACGGCACACCGACGCUUGGGGCAUGUGGCAAUGCCCUUAUUGAAGCAGCUGGAGAAGGAUGGAGCCGUUAAGGGUUUGAAGCUGAACGGACAGCCACCCAAUGACAACUGUGAAAUCUGUUUGCUUUCAAAGUUCACCCGUUUCCCUUUCCAUAGUGUGGCUGGCAGGAGCAAGAAGCCUUUGGAGCUGGUCCACAUGGACUUGGUGGGGCCGCUGCCGGUGCAAGGGCACAAGGGGGAGCGGUAUUUCCUUACAAUUGUGGAUGAUUGGAGCAGGCUGAUGUGGGCAUAUCCGCUGAAGCAGAAGGACCACGCCGCCUCCACGAUACGGGACGAUUGGCUGCCGUUCGUGGAGAAGCAGGCGGAGUGUGUAGUGAAGCGGAUUAGGACAGACCGGGGUGGUGAGUUCCUUGGAGCUGAAAUGACGGCCUGGCUCAAGAAGCAGGGCAUCCAGAGGGAGCUGACCACGGCUUACACCCCACAGUCCAACGGUGUAGCAGAACGGGCAAACCGGACAAUUCUGGAGACAGCUAGGGCUCUGCUCAUAGAAUCUGGGCUGAGCAAUUCGAUGUGGCCUCAUGCUGUCCGGCACGCUACCGUCGCUAGGAACAGGGUGCUCACCAAGGUUGGGGAUGACUCGUGGGUGCCUUUGGAGAGGUGGCUUGGGAGGAAGCCGCCGGUGGACAUGCUGAGGGUGUUCGGUUGCAUGGCAGUCGCCCACGUCCCCAAGACCUACCGAAGUAAGUUGGGGGCGAGUGCAAUCUGGUGUGUGCAUUUGGGGCUGGCUGCUGAGAGCAAGGGAUGGCUGCUGUGGGAACCAUCCAAGGGUGUGAUGUUUGACAGCAGGGAUGUGAAAUUCAUUGAGGGCAUGAUGUACGGGAGCUGGGAGAAACAGCCGGAGGCCUGGGUGUCCCAGCAGAUGGAGCAGAUCACCAUGCAGUUGGACCUGACUCCUAGUGUGUGGGAGGAGGGAGAGGAGGCAGCUGCGGGGAAUGGUGAUGGAGAGAAGGUACAGGAGGCAUCUGCUGGUGGAGAAAAUGGUGUGGAAACUGGCGGCAGCACUAGUGGAGCUGCUGGAUCCGAGGGAGGAGAGCAGCAGCAGGGGAAAACUAAGAAGCCGAAGGGUAUCGUUAUGAGGGGAUGGGAGACACCCGUCUCCAGGCCAGGACGUACCCGUAUGGCUACUAAGAAGCUGACUGCAGGAUCAGGUGUAGCGGAGCAGCAGCUUGGGACCGAGGAGGCAAUGCUGAUUCUACCUCAUGGCUAUGACCCGGAUGAGGAGGACGAGCCUGCGUACUGUUUUCUUGCCCCUGCACCAGAGGAACCAGCUAGCAUGGAGGAGGCACUAGCUGGACCAGAUAGGGAGAAGUGGCUGGCUUCUAGGGAUGCUGAGUACCAGAGCCUGCUAGAGAAUGGGACAUGGGAUCUGGUGGUGCUGCCUGAUGGGAAGAAAGCGAUACAAUGCAAGUGGGUGCUGAGGAUCAAGACCGAUGACAAGGGGCAGGUCACCAUCUACAAGAGUAGGCUGGUGGCGAAGGGGUUUAUGCAGAAGGAGAAGCAGGACUUCAACGAGAUCUUUGCUCCCACUGCCAAACCCCCUACCCUCCGUGUCUUGUUUAUGAGGAUGGUACGGGCAGGGUGUGCAAGCUCAACAAGUCCAUCUACGGCUUGA
This is a messenger RNA of Closterium sp. Yama58-4, 3030 nucleotides long. The record is from the annotation of a GenBank genome assembly. Lineage: Eukaryota; Viridiplantae; Streptophyta; Zygnematophyceae; Desmidiales; Closteriaceae.